UUUUGAAAGGUGUCCGUGCUCAGUGUAAUUGUGUAUUGGAGGUAAGGGGUUUUCCAGUCAGAUUGCCAGGAAAUCUUUUGAGGCACCAUGCCCACAGUGGUGGUGAUGGAUGUGUCUCUCUCCAUGACCAGGCCUGUUCUGGUGGAGGGGACAGAAGAGUUCCAGCGCAAGCACCUGGCAGCACAUGGACUCACCAUGCUCUUUGAACACAUGGCCACCAAUUACAAACUGGAGUUUACAGCCUUGGUUGUUUUCUCAUCUUUGUGGGAACUGAUGGUUCCUUUCACCAGGGAUUACAACACGCUUCAGGAAGCACUGAGUAAUAUGGAUGAUUAUGACAAGACCUGCUUAGAAUCAGCUCUUCAAGGAGUGUCCAGUGUGGUCCAACAGGAAUGGGGUACAAUUGUUCCUUGCCAGGUUGUGCUGGUUACGGAUGGAUGUCUGGGCAUAGGAAAAGGAUCUCUGCAACAUUCUCUGUCAACCCUGAACCAACGCAGUGAAAGUAACCGCUUUUCACUACCAUUUCCUUUCCCUUCCAAACUGUACAUCAUGUGCAUGGCAAACCUAGAGGAGUUGCAGAGCUCUGAUUCCUUGGAUGCUCUAGAAAAGCUUAUUGACCUCAAUAAUGGGGAGGGUCAGAUCUUUACCAUUGAUGGGCCCCUGUGCUUAAAGAAUGUCCAGUCUAUGUUCGGAAAACUUAUCGAUGUGGCGUACACUCCGUUCCAUGCAGUGCUAAAGUGUGGGAAUCUGUCUUCCGAUGUCCAAGUCUUUCCUAGACCUGAAUCGGUUAUCAUUGAUGAAGAGAUUGAUCCACUUCCUAAAUCUAUAAGCACAGAACUGGAAAUCCUUGGCUUUAUUGACAUUGCAGACAUCUCCAGUCCUCCUGUCCUUUCUCGUCACCUGGUCCUACCUAUUGCUCUUAAUAAAGAGGGUGAUGAUAUUGGGCCUGGAAUUACGGAUGACUUGGAGGAUGAGAAUUCUGCCAGCCAGAUAGCAGGAAAAAUCCCAAAUUUCUGUGUCCUACUGCAUGGUAGCCUGAAAGUAGAGGGGAUGGUGGCCUUAGUACAGCUGGGGAAUGACUGGUGUGGUAUGCUGUACUCCCAAGCUGAUAGCAAGAAGAAAUCCAAUCUGAUGAUGUCUUUGUUUGAGCUUGGAUCCGAGCCCUUACCCUGGUUGGGGAGAAUCUCACAGCUUGGACCUAUAUCUGAUGCCAAAGAGAAUCCAUAUGGUGAAGAAGAUAACAAGAGCCCAUUCCCUCUGCAGCCCAAGUCCAAGAGAAGCUAUGCACAGAAUGUAACAGUAUGGAUUAAACCCAGUGGGCUGCAGACGGAUGUGCAGAAGAUUCUGCGGAAUGCCAGGAAACUUCCAGAGAAAACUCAGACAUUCUACAAAGAGUUGAAUCGUCUUAGAAAGGCAGCACUUGCAUUUGGGUUCCUGGACCUCUUAAAGGGAGUGUCUGAUAUGCUGGAGAGGGAAUGUACUCUGCUUCCUGAUAAUGCCCAUCCUGAUGCCGCCUUCCAGCUCUCACAUGCAGCAGCUCAGCUCAAACUGGCCAGCACUGGAAACUCUGACCAUGCAGCCUAUGACCAUAACAUUGUGCCUCUGCAGACAGACUUCUCUGGCCGUGGCUCAGACAGAAUAUGAAGACCUGAUAUAUCCUUGUGUGACGUCAGUGGAGGAAUUGCCCUCUACCUUGUAAAGUCUGUUGGCUUUCCAGCAAGAA
This is a messenger RNA of Nanorana parkeri, 1723 nucleotides long. It is a transcript of the gene INTS14, whose product is annotated as von Willebrand factor A domain containing 9. NCBI's taxonomy places the organism in Eukaryota, Metazoa, Chordata, Amphibia, Anura, Dicroglossidae. Gene Ontology annotation, biological process: snRNA 3'-end processing. Bases 88 to 1644 code for a protein of 518 amino acids. The record is from RefSeq and is a predicted model, not a curated record. The transcript has 13 exons. Gene Ontology annotation, cellular component: integrator complex.